Messenger RNA from Penicillium brasilianum, 1170 nucleotides. The record is from the annotation of a GenBank genome assembly. NCBI's taxonomy places the organism in Eukaryota, Fungi, Ascomycota, Eurotiomycetes, Eurotiales, Aspergillaceae.
AUGACAUCUUCUGCCAACCCAGCUUCCUCGACCAGCAGAUCUUCCAAUCCCAGCGGAUCUGCAACCACAGCCCAUGAAAGCCAGAUCAGGACCCCCGUCCAUCCAUCAUCGACUAUUGACCCAAAGUCUGCGGCUCUCAUCCGCGAAAUACUUCGUCAGGAAGUCGACGAUAUGAUGGAUAAGACCAAGGGCAAGCAGCCAAAUCGAGGGCCAAGUGAUAUCGAGCUCGCGCUUGAACAGUGGGACCGUGAGCUCAGUGCCCAGGAGCAAUUCGAGAUGGAUUUUGCAAUGGCCAAAAGCCUCGAUAUGGCAGUCCGAGAUGAUGGAAAUGUCAUUACAAUGUUCCAGCAAGAGGAGACUAGAGCAUGCGCUGACCGCCAGCUGGCCAUGCGCAUCGCUCGGAUAGAUGGGAGAACCGAACAGACAGACACAGUUCCUUCUGACGCAGAGCGUAUUCACCACGUGGAUGCAGCAGUCGCCGGAUCAAGUUCUUGGGCUGAACCAAGUGGUACUGCCUCAAAAGGCAGAGCACGGCCAGAAAAACGUGAUGUCUCGGAAGAGCUCAAGCGAAUGAAGCUCGCUCACGAGCCCACCACCCUGAAAACAGGCACAGACGAGCAGACUGGACGUGAGUCUCCAGAAUCAUCUCAAAGGGCUAAGCAGCAACCACACUCAGCUGCACCAGAAUACGCCUGCGUUUCGUGUAAUGACCCCGGUGAUGAGAUCGCGGUCAUUCAGGCCCCAUACUCGCACCACUACUGUGUGGACUGUCUUAAUCAACUCGUCACGCAGUCAAUUGUCGACGAGUCCCUCUUCCCCCCUCGCUGCUGCCGGAUGACCCUCCCUCUAUCUAUCAUCAGUGUUUUGAUCGGUCCAGAUCUAACACGGCAGUAUGAGGAAAAAAGCAUCGAGCGCGCGGAUCCCGAAAGAACGUACUGCUCAAAUAAAACCUGCUCGUCGUACAUCCUUCCAGAUUGUGUGUCUGGCUUCGUCGGCACCUGCAGGCAAUGCGAGACAAAGACUUGUACGAUCUGCAAAGACGAGGCGCACAAGGGAAACUGCCAGACAGCAGUGGACGAUCUACUCGAUAUUGCGGGUGAACAAGGGUGGCAACAAUGUAUCUGUGGGCACCUUGUCGAGCUAAACACGGGCUGCAAUCAUAUGACGUGA